AUGGACAUUGACGAUCUCCCAUCUGGCCACACCAACGCCUCGAGCACUGUGAUCACGCCGGGAGAAACGGUCACCGACGACCCUCAGUGGAUGCGCGGUCACGGAACUUUUGCGCCCACCGACAGCACGCUCAUCUGCUCCACGCUAGCCGGUACUUUACAAAAGACCAACAAACUCCUCUCCAUCGUUCCUCUGCGCGCAAGAUAUACACCGGAGAUUGGCGAUCUGGUGAUUGGAAGGAUAGUGGAAGUGCAAAGCCGGAAAUGGAAGGUCGAUGUGGCUGCGCCGCUGCUCGCACAUCUCCCCCUCAGCUCCAUCAACUUACCCGGCGGCAUUCAGCGCAAGCGAACGAGCGUGGACGAGCUGAACAUCCGCUCGUAUUUCAGCGAGGGCGAGUUGAUUGUUGCAGAAGUCCAGUCUCUGUUCCAGAGCGGGGCUGCGUCGUUGCACACCAGGAGUUUGAAAUAUGGCAAGCUUCGCAAUGGAUACUUCCUUGCUGUCAGUGGUGUCGGCGGCGGCUCUGGAGUGGUUCGCGCGAGGAGACAGAUCUUUUCCAUUCAGACCGCAAGAGGAGGGGAAGUCGAUGUCAUCCUGGGCGUGAAUGGGUAUAUCUGGCUCGCGAAGCAUGUGGACGAGAAGCGAGAGGAGGUGGGGUUGAAUCGGUUGGAAGAGACGGCGAGUUCGGCAAUGUACUCCAGCCAGAACGACGAGAUUGGGGUGGAAACGAGACAGGAGAUUGCGAGGAUUGCAGGGUGUGUUCGCGCUCUGAUCGAAGGGGCUGUCAAAGUGGAAGAGGAGACGGUCAGGAGAGCUUACGAUGCGGCUGUGGAGUUGGACGACUUUGAGGGAGGUCUUGAGAUCCCGGCGCAGCAGCGAGGGAGGAAUAUCGUGCAGGUCGUGCUCAAUAGCGGGUGA
Neohortaea acidophila is the source of this 915-nucleotide messenger RNA. RefSeq lists its product as uncharacterized. Gene Ontology annotation, biological process: nuclear polyadenylation-dependent rRNA catabolic process; exonucleolytic trimming to generate mature 3'-end of 5.8S rRNA from tricistronic rRNA transcript (SSU-rRNA, 5.8S rRNA, LSU-rRNA); U4 snRNA 3'-end processing. The coding region runs from base 1 to 915 and encodes 304 amino acids. Gene Ontology annotation, cellular component: cytoplasmic exosome (RNase complex); nuclear exosome (RNase complex). Gene Ontology annotation, molecular function: RNA binding. The record is from RefSeq and is a predicted model, not a curated record. NCBI's taxonomy places the organism in Eukaryota, Fungi, Ascomycota, Dothideomycetes, Mycosphaerellales, Teratosphaeriaceae. The transcript has a single exon.